AUGGCUCGUCGUGCUGCGGAGGCACUGCUCGUCCUCGGGUUCCUCUUCCUACCCCUCACGGCGUCGAGCUUCCUCGUCCCAGAGAGCCCGCGCCGGUCCGGCGAGACUGGCGACGAGGUGCUCGGCAUCGCACUCGGCGCAACCCACUCGUGCAUUGCCGCCGUACACCGGGACGGCUCCAUAAAGAUCGUCCCCGACGACCAGGGCAACCGCGUCACCCCCGGGUGGGUCGCCUUCACCGACGACGGCGAGAGGCUCGUCGGCGAGGCCGCCAGGAACCAGUACGCCGCCAACCCGAACCGCACCAUCUAUGGCGCCAAGCGACUCCUGGGACGGCGGUUCAGCGACGCCGACCUGCAGCGGGACGUGGAGACCUUGCCGUACGCCGUCGUCGACCGGGAAGGGAUGCCGUACGUCAGGGUGGACGACGUGCGGACGCUCAGACCCGAGGAGAUCACGGCCGCGGUGUUCGCAGACAUGAUGGACAGGGCGGCGGCCCACCUGGGCAGGAAGGUCACACGGGCGGUGCUCACCGUCCCCGCCCACUACACCGACGCGCAGCUGUAUGCUACCAAGGAGGCCGGCAUUCUCGCCGGCCUCGACGCCCUCCGCUUGGUAAGGGAGCCCGUCACCGCCGCCAUCGCCUACGCACGCUCGACGUCGCCGUGCUCACCUCGAUGA
Messenger RNA from Aegilops tauschii subsp. strangulata, 681 nucleotides. The record is from RefSeq and is a predicted model, not a curated record. NCBI's taxonomy places the organism in Eukaryota, Viridiplantae, Streptophyta, Magnoliopsida, Poales, Poaceae.